Triplophysa rosa is the source of this 1680-nucleotide messenger RNA. RefSeq names its product kynurenine--oxoglutarate transaminase 3. Gene Ontology annotation, biological process: biosynthetic process. Gene Ontology annotation, molecular function: pyridoxal phosphate binding; L-kynurenine:2-oxoglutarate transaminase activity. The record is from RefSeq and is a predicted model, not a curated record. Lineage: Eukaryota; Metazoa; Chordata; Actinopteri; Cypriniformes; Nemacheilidae. Gene Ontology annotation, cellular component: cytoplasm; mitochondrion. The transcript is spliced from 13 exons. The coding region runs from base 115 to 1464 and encodes 449 amino acids.
UACUGUACGCAACCAAUGAACGGGAGCGAGUUUUAUAUUUCACAGCACUGUUUUAAAGUGAGCCAUGGAUAUGUAAUACAUGUUUAUUGAAAUGUGAUUUUCCUUUUGACAGGCAUGAAUCCCACUUAUCUGUUUGGUAUCUGCAGAUCUGCUCCUCGCAUAUUACAACGAAGUAUAUUCAGAACUUUCUCCUCCUGCCAAUAUAAGAUGGCAUCCAUGAAACAUAAGAACACGAAAAGAAUAGAAGGUCUGGACAAGAAUGUAUGGGUGGCCUUCACAUCAGUUGCAGCAGAUCCUUCCAUUGUUAAUCUUGGUCAGGGCUACCCAGAUAUUCCUCCCCCCUCCUACGUGAAAGAGGGUCUCGCUCAGGCUGCCAUGGUAGACAGGCUGAACCAGUACACUCGUGGCUUUGGCCACCCAACACUAGUUAAAGCCUUGUCAAAGGUAUAUGGAAAGGUGUAUGACCGUCAGCUCGACCCGUUUAAAGAGAUCCUGGUAACAGUGGGUGGAUAUGGGUCUUUAUUCAGCACUAUGCAGGCUCUGGUUGAGGAGGGAGAUGAGGUUAUUAUUAUAGAACCCUUUUUUGAUUGCUAUGUCCCCAUGGUAAAAAUGGCAGGUGCUAAACCAGUUUUCAUACCUUUGCGAUUGAAACCAACUGCAACAUCCAUUAUAAGCAGCAGAGACUGGGUUCUGGACCAGGAAGAACUUACCAGUAAAUUCAACUCCAAGACCAAGGCCAUCAUCAUCAACACUCCAAAUAACCCUAUUGGAAAAGUUUUCACUAAGAGUGAGUUGCAAGCUAUUGCUGAUCUCUGUAUCAAACAUGACACCCUGUGCUUCAGUGAUGAGGUGUAUGAAUGGCUCGUAUAUAAAGGCCAUGAGCAUGUAAAGAUAGCAACCCUUCCUGGAAUGUGGGACAGAACCAUCACUAUUGGCAGUGCGGGGAAAACAUUCAGCGUGACUGGAUGGAAGCUGGGUUGGUCUAUCGGGCCUGAACACUUGAUCAAACAUCUACAGACCGUUAUGCAAAACACUCUCUAUACGUGUCCAACCCCAUUACAGGAGGCCGUUGGUCAGAGUCUUCUUCGGGACUGCGAGCUAAUGGGUCAGCCCGACUGCUACUUUUCUUCUCUAGCAUCAGAACUGGAAGAGAAAAGAGACCGCAUGGCAGCUAUGUUAAGACAGGCAGGCAUGACUCCAGUGGUUCCUGAAGGAGGUUACUUCAUGAUAGUGGAUGUCGCAGCACUCAAUCAGGACCUGUCACAUAUGGAAGAAGAUGAAGCAUAUGACUACAAGUUUGUCAAAUGGAUGAUUAAAGAAAAGAAACUUGCAGCAAUUCCUGUAACAGCCUUUGUGGAAGCUUCAAUAAAGCAGUUUGAGAAAUACAUUCGCUUGUGCUUUAUCAAGCAAGACAGCACCUUGGAUGCAGCAGAAGCCAUUUUAAAGAACUGGAAUAGAGACUAAAUGCCUGAUCAUGUAGUUAGAAGUGUGCACAUGCAGGUUCUUUCUGCCUUAGUACUGUAUACAACAUCAGAUUUUCACUUUAGAUUUUUUUGCUUGAAUUUUAUGUUCAUACAUCCUCUUGCAGUGAUCUUUGCAGAAGUCCAUUGUGUUCAUUUUGUCAACUGGUAAUACCUUAUUUUUUAUGUUGCUUAAAAUAAAAUCCUUUUCAAGUAGUAA